AUGAAGUUCCUCACUACACUGAUGUUGCUUUCAAUUGGUGCGUCCCAGACAAUGGGAUUGUCGAUACCUCGCGCCAUGGCUGCCGGCCCCGUCGCCGAGGAGGCUGUGACUGACUACGGAAAGCGGGCGAUGGCUGCUGGUUCUGUCGCCGAAAAGGCUGUGACUGAUUACGAGCGCAAGUGA
Penicillium samsonianum is the source of this 183-nucleotide messenger RNA. RefSeq lists its product as uncharacterized. Lineage: Eukaryota; Fungi; Ascomycota; Eurotiomycetes; Eurotiales; Aspergillaceae. The record is from RefSeq and is a predicted model, not a curated record. The transcript has a single exon. Bases 1 to 183 code for a protein of 60 amino acids.